AUGCCAAGCGCGGAAGAGGUUGCCGAACGAGCGAGGAAUUUGCGCGCUUGGCACUUGACCCUCCAAUCGUGAAUCUUGCAUCAUUGUGCGCGCAAACUGAUCGUCGCUUGGUGCUGCUUGCCCAUGUAGCUCACAGAUCGAUGACAAUGAAGUUCGCAUGUCGAUAUCAUCGUCAUCGCCUCGCUAGACCAUCUACUCCUCCGAACGCUAAAUACUACGCUACGGAUCAGACGCAAGUUCAAAUGACGACAGUACAGUUGCUCGCUAAUUCCAAGCAUAGCGGUGCUUCAGCGUGCUCCUCGAUCGUCGUCGUCCAGCGAGAUCGCAUGUCUCGCUUUGUCGAGCGUGUCGCACCACCCACCUUUCUUUCGGAUCACGUGGCAUGA
Ceraceosorus bombacis is the source of this 386-nucleotide messenger RNA. The record is from the annotation of a GenBank genome assembly. Lineage: Eukaryota; Fungi; Basidiomycota; Exobasidiomycetes; Ceraceosorales; Ceraceosoraceae.